This is a messenger RNA of Carya illinoinensis, 351 nucleotides long. RefSeq names its product zinc finger protein 3-like. The transcript has a single exon. Gene Ontology annotation, biological process: negative regulation of abscisic acid-activated signaling pathway. The record is from RefSeq and is a predicted model, not a curated record. NCBI's taxonomy places the organism in Eukaryota, Viridiplantae, Streptophyta, Magnoliopsida, Fagales, Juglandaceae. The coding region runs from base 1 to 351 and encodes 116 amino acids.
AUGGCUUCUCUUCCUCUUCAUGGUGCUAAUUACAAUAUUAACAGAUCGCUCGGAGUUCAGGCGCAUUCUAUGAUCCAAAAGCUUACUCACAAAUCAUCUUCGGUUGGGUUCUGGGAACCUCAGGGCUGGUCAAGACCCCUCAUUGACCAACAACCAGCAGUUGGGAAUUUUCACAUAGCAGUAGGAUCGCUUUUGCGGGGCAGCGUUGGUAGAUUUGGAUUGCUAAGAAUGAUGAAUGGUUCUCCAGCCCGUGAUGAUGAAUUUAGUGGAUUUUGGUCUGCAGAUAGUGCUGCUCUUUACAGGACUAAUCAAGAGGAGAUGAAGAAGCUUGACUUAUCUCUCAAUCUUUAA